Eleginops maclovinus (Patagonian blennie) is the source of this 8262-nucleotide messenger RNA. It is a transcript of the gene col4a4, whose product is annotated as collagen, type IV, alpha 4. The record is from RefSeq and is a predicted model, not a curated record. Gene Ontology annotation, cellular component: collagen trimer. NCBI's taxonomy places the organism in Eukaryota, Metazoa, Chordata, Actinopteri, Perciformes, Eleginopidae. Gene Ontology annotation, molecular function: extracellular matrix structural constituent conferring tensile strength. Gene Ontology annotation, biological process: extracellular matrix organization.
CAGCUGACAGAUGUGAGUGUGUCUCGCGGCGCUCAGGCUUCAUUUAGUGAUAAACUUUGAGUUAUCUGUCCGCGUGUCCCUGACAUGAACCCCGCGUGAAAGCUUGAGACUGAGCGCGAGACCUUCAGGACGACCACCGCUGUCGGAGCGCCUGGAGGCGGAGUCAGAGUGACCGUGAAGUGGGCGGGACUUCCUGUGAGUGGUACGACAAGAUGCUGCUGACUUCCUGCUCCAUCCCCUCCAUCUACACCUGGCUCUGGUGGUUCCUUCUGAUCCUGAUGGUUCCUCCUGCAGCUCUCGGGGGCGACCAGACGGAGCCCUGCGGCGGACGGGAUUGCUCCACCUGUCAGUGUUUUCCCGCCAAAGGAGCGAUGGGGCCUCCAGGUCCUCUGGGACAGCAGGGCCCUCAGGGGCCCCCCGGCUUCCCGGGUCCCCAGGGGCCUCCAGGAGAGAAGGGCCACAGAGGAGACGAGGGCCAGAUCGGAGCCGCCGGACUGAAGGGAGACUCGGGAAGUGUUGGCGUUCCCGGUUUUCCAGGUUUAGAAGGAGUCCCGGGUCACCCGGGUCCGGCUGGAGGUCCAGGUUUUCCAGGUCUGGACGGAUGUAACGGAACCAGAGGAGAGAGAGGAGAUCCUGGAAUUUCUGGAGAACAAGGACCUUAUGGAGAACCGGGUUUUUAUGGACUGAAAGGAUUUCCAGGAGAUCCAACCCUCUACUUCAUACAGUAUCCAGGAAUACCUGGCGACGUCGGGCCCAGUGGACUAACUGGUUUGCCGGGAGAGCCAGGCCUGGGGGGUCUGACGGGAGUUAUGGGUCCCGCAGGACCGGACGGGACCAACGGUCUCCCUGGUCUGCCCGGCUACAGGGGUUCACCUGGAGAAAAAGGUCGAUCUCUGCCGGGACAGAAAGGAGACGAGGGGGACCAGGGCCUCCAGGGGCCCCCGGGGCCGUUUGAGUACGUCGACCCUCCAGAAGACCUGUACAUUAAAGGAGAAAAGGGGGAUCCAGGGCCUAAAGGGCUCUGUGGAGUUCAAGGACUGCCGGGUUUGGAUGCACUUCCAGGGAUCAAAGGAGAGAAGGGGAUUGUGGGAUUUCCUGGAGUCAGGGGAUUUUAUGGUAACCCUGGUUUGCCCGGAGAAAGCGGCUUCAAGGGGAUGCAGGGAAUCCCAGGGCUCCCAGGUCUGAUUGGACGGGAAGGUCCUAAGGGCAUAACGGGAGAUCCCGGUCCUAAAGGCCUCCCUCAGGAAAAACAACUCACACACACAGGUGCCAUUGGAGACCCCGGUGUCCCCGGACCCAGGGGCCCUCCAGGAGACAUAGGGUUUAUGGGGAUGCACGGCCCCGUUGGAGCCCCUGGCAGAUCCAUACCUGGUCCGAGGGGUGUUGUGGGUGAGAGUAGUGUUCCAGGAUCCAGAGGGGACCGAGGAGAACCGGGUCUGGUUUCUAAAGACGAACCCACACCGGGAGAACCUGGAAAACCAGGAAGGCCCGGACCACAAGGACUGAAAGGACAAGAGGGGAGACCAGGUAAUAAUUGUAUUCCGGGGAACCCAGGAGAGUCUGGAGAUCCUGGUGAUCAGGGGCCACCGGGGUCCCAGGGCUUCCAAGGUCUUAAAGGUAGCUCUGGAGACUGUGAUUGUGGCCCCCCCGUUGUCCUGAAGGGCCUCCCUGGCCCUAAGGGUGAACAGGGGACUCCGGGAUUUCCAGGAUCCACAGGGGCCCCAGGGCCGAGAGGAGAGAAAGGUUUACUUGGAGACACAGGAGUACGCGGAGAACAGGGUUUGCGGGGAUUUCCUGGUGUCGUAGGGUUCAAAGGUCAGAAGGGAUCGUUCCUUGUGUUAGAUUUUAAAGGUGAGAAAGGAAACCGGGGGCAGCAGGGCCUUCCAGGCACACAAGGAUUCUCAGGGAGAAGGGGCCUCGAAGGACUCCGGGGGGGCCCUGGAGUCCCUGGCCCCCAGGGCGAAAGUUUCCCCAGUUCUCCUGGAGAGAGAGGCCCCACUGGUUACCCAGGCCCAAAAGGAUUUCCAGGACCUUCAGGGCCCCCAGGACGAGGUGUAAUCGGAGCAGUAGGAAAGCGAGGGGCUCCUGGGGACUCAGGACCCGAAGGAAUUCCUGGCCCCCCGGGGCUGAAGGGCGUUAGAGGUGACACUCUGCCCUGUGUACCCAGAAACCCCGGGGCCCCCGGAGAGAAAGGAGAUACUGGAAAUGCAGGGAACCUAGGUGUCCUGGGUUCUCCAGGUUUUCGUGGCAUCACUGGACCUGAUGGAGCUAAAGGAGACAAAGGACAGUUUGGACUUCCUGGUCGACCUGGACGACAAGGACCUCCAGGUGUUGUUGGAGACCCCGGAGAUGAAGGCCGUGAAGGCUUCAGUUACGAUGGAGAUCCAGGCUCCCCGGGGCGCCCAGGCUCUGCCGGCCUCAGAGGCCCAGCAGGAGACUCUGCUGUUGGGCCCUCAGGACCAAUCGGCUUCCCAGGGCCACCGGGCGCUCAGGGUCCUAAAGGAGUCCCCGGACCACCCGGCAACGACGGACUACCAGGAAUACUGGGUCUGGCUGGUGGGCCUGGAGUGAAGGGCCAGAGAGGACAGGAUGGGGCCCCUGGUAUACUUGGCCCCAAGGGGCCCACCUCUAACCUCUGUGAGGCAGGAAAACCUGGGCCCAUGGGACUCUUUGGCCCUCAGGGAACCAUAGGACCCCCAGGGUGUGUGGGGGAGAAAGGUGUGGUCGGGGAGAUGGGUCCUCCAGGUGUAGGCCCUCAGGGUCCUAAAGAGAAACCAGGCAGCCCAGGUUUCCCUGGUCAACCAGGACCCCAGGGCCCCUCAGGCCUCAGUGGAGACCCCGGCCUGCCGGGGCCUGGUGGUGAGAAAGGUCCGAUGGGACCCCAGGGCCAGGAUGGGGAGCUGGGGGCCCCUGGACAGACUGGGGCCUUCGGAGCCCCAGGGAGAAAGGGGGAGGGAGGGCUCAACGGAGAAGACGGGGGUCUGGGAUGCGAGGGGCCCAAAGGAGAGAAAGGCUGUAAAGGGUUCCCGGGGCCUGAAGGAGAUACCUAUGGUGUGCCCAUCAAAGGACAGCCUGGAGAAGAUGGACCGCCUUGUUCCCCCGGCUUUCCUGGACCAAGAGGAAAUAAAGGUCUGAGAGGAGCUAACGGUAACCCAGGAUGUCCAGGCAUGAAUGGACCCCCAGGCAUCGUAGGAAUCCCUGGACCCCCCGGGCCCUACGGACCACCAGGACCACCAGGAUCACCUGGACGCACAGGACCACCAGGCUACAUCGGCUUCCCUGGAGAAACUGGAGAUGAGGGGGACCUGGGAUGUCCAGGGAAAGAUGGAGAACCCGGUCACCAAGGGUGUACCGGAUCCAAAGGUGAUCCAGGAGACUCUGUUGGUGUUUUUGGUCCACCUGGAGACAAGGGCCCUCCUGGAGACUUCGGGACCCCAGGAGCUCCUGGACCUCGAGGAGAUCCUGGAAGACCCGGUUUCUUAGGGCGUCCAGGAGAGAGAGGAUGUAAAGGAGAUCCAGGCCAGAGCGGGGAUCUGGGCCCACCAGGUGUGGUCGGUCCCUCAGGUCCCAGAGGUCGUCCAGGUUUUCCAGGUCUUCCAAGUAAAGCUGGUGCUGAUGGUCCUCCAGGUCCACAGGGCUGCCCAGGACUCCAAGGUCCUCCUGGACCGCUGGGGCUUCACGGACUGGAUGGACUGAAAGGCGUAAAGGGGGACAUGGGAACCAGAGGUCUGGGUGUGCCGGGUCCUCCAGGUUCCAAAGGUCUUCCAGGAGAUAAAGGUCCUCUUGGUCCUCCGGGACCCUAUGGUUCAUCCCAGCCCGGCCCACCAGGACCCCGGGGUCCUCCAGGAGCCCAAGGACCACCAGGGGGGUUGGGCCCUAAAGGUAAAUCUGGAUCGGACUGUAAAGCCGAUCCCGGGCCUCGAGGCGAUCCUGGUUGUGCUGGAACAGAUGGAGAGCCAGGAUGUGCAGGGGAAAUCGGAGCACCAGGUGACAACACUCCGGUGCCCGGAGAUGACGGGGAAAACGGGGACACAGGCUGCCCGGGGACAAAGGGCCAAAAGGGAUCUCAGGGGCCCCAAGGACAACCAGGCCUCUCUGGGAAUCCAGGAGCAAAAGGUAUUCGGGGGUCUUCAGGUCCAAUGGGACUGCCUGGCAGUAGGGGUCCUAGAGGUUUUACGGGCCCUGGAGGGUUCACAGGACCAAACGGAUUUACUGGGCCAGUUGGUCCAAAGGGGGAGAAGGGCCGGGUGUCCCCCUGCCCCGCUUACCCUCCCGCGACACAGGGGCCCCCAGGAGAUCCCCGCCCCCCCGGUACACCUGGUGACGUCGGACUUCAGGGAGAAAUUGGUCAGACUGGCCCCAAAGGUAGAAAGGGGGACCUCGGGCCUGAGGGUCCGACAGGCCCUGAUGGGCCCCUGGGUCCAGACGGGGACCGAGGAGAGCUGGGCCAGCAGGGGAAGCGUGGACUAGUGGGAGCCAAAGGGGAUCCCGGGCCAAUUGGUGACCGCGGACCCUCCGGGCCCUCGAAGAACCUGAACUCGGGCUUCAUGCUGGUGAUGCACAGCCAAUCAAGGCUGAUCCCAACCUGUCCCCCUAGCAUGAGGGUCCUGUGGGUGGGAUACAGCCUGCUGUAUCUGGAGGGGCAGGAGAAGGCGCACACUCAGGAUCUGGGCCAGGCGGGCUCAUGUAUGCGGGUCUUCUCCACCAUGCCGUUCUCCUCCUGCAACAUGGGGAAGUGCUCCUAUGCCAGUCGGAACGACAAAUCCUAUUGGCUGUCCACGACAGCGGCAGUCCCCAGCAUCCCGGUGGGCGGAGCCUCCAUCGAGGAGCACAUCAGCCGCUGCGUUGUGUGUGAAGCCCCCUCCUCUCCGGUCGCUCUGCACAGCCAGACUUCCACCCAGCCGGACUGCCCCCCCCAAUGGAGGAGCCUGUGGACCGGAUACUCCUUCCUCAUGCAUACAGGUGCAGGGGACGAGGGCGGCGGCCAGUCUCUGACGUCCUCGGGAAGCUGUCUGAUGGACUUCAGGGCCCAGCCCUUCGUAGAGUGCCAGGGGCCCCGGGGAACCUGCCACUACUUCGCCAACAUCUACAGCUUCUGGUUGACCCGGGUGGAGGCGGCGUCCUCCUUCACCUCGGCCUCCGACAGCCCCUCCACCACCCUGAAGGAGAGCUGGCAGCAGAGGGAGAGCAUCGGGAGGUGCAACGUCUGCAUGAGGGAGUGAGGAGGACCGUAGCGCUGCCAACCAAUCAGAGGUGUUCUCAGGAGAGCACAGACUGCUUUAUUCUGUCAGGAGACGUCACUGCACACAGAGAGCUCUGGGUGUUUGGUUUUUAUACAUCACGUUUGAUCUCCAACUUUUUAUUUUCAUAUGAACUCUACUGGAUGAGAUACGGAGGCCGACCGCAACCACUCUACAACGGCCCAACUCUCCCAUCAGGAGGAACAGCUUCAGAGAGGAUGCAGAUAUAGAAACACAAAUCAGAACUCAUGCAGGAACAUCUGCAGCAGCUCUUCAACACAUGCAGCAUCUAGAGAACAUUCAGCAGAGGAAACAUGAGCAGUUUACUAAAAGCUGCAGAAACCAAACGCUGCAAGAAGUUCCAACACAACGGAGACCAGGGGACACUAAAGAGAGACGCACACAGCUGGAGACCAGGGGACACUAAAGAGAGACGCACACAGCUGGAGACCAGGGGACACUAAAGAGAGACGCACACAGCUGGAGACCAGGGGACACUAAAGAGACGCACACAGCUGGAAACCAGGGGACACUAAAGAGAGACGCACACAGCUGGAGACCAGGGGACACUAAAGAGAGACACACACAGCUGGAGACCAGGGGACACUAAAGAGAGACGCACACAGCUGGAGACCAGGGGACACUAAAGAGAGACACACACAGCUGGAGACCGGGGGACACUCAAAAGAGACACACACAGCUGGAGACCGGGGGACACUAAAGAGAGACACACACAGCUGGAGACCAGGGGACACUAAAGAGAGACGCACACAGCUGGAGACCGGGGGACACUCAAAAGAGACGCACACAGCUGGAGACCAGGGGACACUAAAGAGAGACGCACACAGCUGGAGACCAGGGGACACUAAAGAGAGACGCACACAGCUGGAGACCAGGGGACACUAAAGAGAGACGCACACAGCUGGAGACCAGGGGACACUAAAGAGAGACACACACAGCUGGAGACCAGGGGACACUAAAGAGAGACGCACACAGCUGGAGACCAGGGGACACUAAAGAGAGACGCACACAGCUGGAGACCGGGGGACACUCAAAAGAGACGCACACAGCUGGAGACCAGGGGACACUAAAGAGAGACGCACACAGCUGGAGACCGGGGGACACUCAAAAGAGACGCACACAGCUGGAGACCAGGGGACACUAAAGAGAGACGCACACAGCUGGAGACCAGGGGACACUAAAGAGAGACGCACACAGCUGGAGACCAGGGGACACUAAAGAGAGACGCACACAGCUGGAGACCAGGGGACACUAAAGAGAGACGCACACAGCUGGAGACCAGGGGACACUAAAGAGAGACACACACAGCUGGAGACCAGGGGACACUAAAGAGAGACGCACACAGCUGGAGACCAGGGGACACUAAAGAGAGACGCACACAGCUGGAGACCGGGGGACACUCAAAAGAGACGCACACAGCUGGAGACCAGGGGACACUAAAGAGAGACGCACACAGCUGGAGACCGGGGGACACUCAAAAGAGACGCACACAGCUGGAGACCAGGGGACACUAAAGAGAGACGCACACAGCUGGAGACCGGGGGACACUCAAAAGAGACGCACACAGCUGGAGACCAGGGGACACUAAAGAGAGACGCACACAGCCGGGGACCAGGGGACACUAAAGAGAGACGGAGAUGUUUCUUCAUGUGCUUUGAUUUCUGUUUCUAUAUCUGCAUUGUUUCUGAAGCUGCAGCGGCUUCCUCCUGAAGGAAGAGUUCUGGACCGUUAUAAAGCAUGAGCACCGGUCCACCGUAACUAAGGGCUUAAAAUGAGUGGUGAUUAUUAGAAUUUAAAUUCCAGUUUCAAUGUAUUCAACACCCUUAAAGUGAUCACUGAAAGACACUAGUCCCUGUGAGGAGAGACUGCGAGAGCGCUACCAAUCAAUCCGUUCAGAUCAUCAGGAGAGCACAGACAGUCUGGGCGUUCGGUUUUUAGGCAUGAUGUUUGAUCUCCAACCUUUCAUAUUAACUGUAACUGAAAUACUCUGGGCUGCAUUCAAACUCAAGAGGCAAGAACACCACCCGAACAAAUCACAAGAACUGUGAUUGUGUUCGGGCCCGAGAUAUCUGAUAUGUCCGACAGCAACAACAUGACUUUGUGAGUUAGCAUUAGCUCCGAGAGACUUUGAAGAACACCAGACAAUCAAAACCUUAUUAUGAUGAGAAUUUACCGCAAAAAUCGCCGAGCCACGGAUAGAAUCAGUCCUGUUUUUCUCUGCUGAACUUAAAUUCACAACCUGGUUAUAUCAUGGUGGCUUUUAUUUUCAAAGAGGCCCUGUCCUGCUGUGUAUCAGUGUGAUUGGUUGGUGACGUUGUCGUGGUGUUCUCUCCUCAUCAGAAACAUCCCUGAGAUAGCGAUGGCCCCGCUCACAGCCUGGGAUGUAUUAUAAGAGCUGGACACCGAGACCUUUAAAUCAACACGAGACGCUUCAGUGUUUCUCAUGUGCAGAGGUGUAACGUUUCUGAAGUACUUUACUAAACUACAAUGUUUAGAUACUUGUCCUUUACUUCAGUAUUCCCAUUUCCUGUUACUGUGUACUUUUACUCCACUACAUGUAUUUGAUCCCUUUAGUUGCUAGGCAGAUCUGGAUGAAUGAUGGUAAAUAUAAUCUCCCUUAAAUCAGACUGUAGUUCACCUGCAGUAAAUCCAGCAGCUACCCUGCAGUAUACAAAGCAUUCAAACUAGCUGCACCUUUACCAGCUCUGAGAACACUUUACUGAUCAAUCAUUAUAAAACAUAUCAGAGAUAUUAUUCUGAAAUGGACCAAUCAGACAAUGACUACUUUUACUGUCGCUACUUUAAGUACAUUUAGAGGAGAGUACUUUCUACUUUCACUGGAGGAACAUUUAGAAUACUUUCACUGAGACAGAGUAUUCCUACACUCUGGUACUUCUACUUUACUCAAGUACAAGAUCUGAGUACUUCUACUUUACUCACGUACAAGAUCUGAGUACUUCUACUUUACUCAAGUACAAGAUCUGAGUACUUCUACUUUUAC